Dalotia coriaria is the source of this 2910-nucleotide messenger RNA. Its product is annotated as kinesin-like protein KIF18A. The transcript is spliced from 6 exons. Lineage: Eukaryota; Metazoa; Arthropoda; Insecta; Coleoptera; Staphylinidae. Gene Ontology annotation, molecular function: microtubule motor activity; ATP binding; microtubule binding. Bases 149 to 2725 code for a protein of 858 amino acids. The record is from RefSeq and is a predicted model, not a curated record. Gene Ontology annotation, biological process: microtubule-based movement.
UGUCGACUGCGAGCGAUGUUAUAGUCGCGCGUAGAGUCCUGCGCGUUGAUAAUGCAUGCGUACAAGUCCUUUUUCGGUGGCAAAAUUGUAGAUUUUUGCCUAUUUAUGAGUCACCGAUUUCAGCCAAUCUAAAAGCCGGUUCCACCAAAUGCCCAUUUAUGGGCAACGUGCGAAUCCAAGAUGGCGGCGGCGAUGGCACGCCCGGCUCGGUCGAUACGCGACGUGUAAUCAACUUUCAAGUCGGGCAUUCGUCAAUCAGUCGCGUUCAACUGUCGUGCCGUUGUGUUGCAGUGGGCUUGUACAUUUUCGCCGCCGAGUUUUUGUUUAUCGCAGCGACGUCGAAACACUCAGCAAUCAAGGAGGCCUCGUGCACGCCCGGCCGCCGCACACCGAAAGGUACAUUUUAGGCACCAUGACCAAGAACCGGAAGGAUCUGACGCCGAGGCACAUCUCCAAGUUCUCCGCUGUAAGUCGAGCCACCAAACCGGCACCAAGUGCCAACAUCCGGGUUGUCAUACGGAUUCGACCACCGAAUUCAAAAGAAACUGGUGAUAAUUACAGAUCGAUCGUGAAAUGUCGUGAAGCGAAUUCGUUGAUCUUCGACCCGGAACAAGAAGACACUCCAUUUUUUUACCAUGGAGUUAAACAGCGUCGACGUGACUUGCUAAAGAAACAACAUAAAAAUAUACAAUUCGUCUAUGAUCGGGUUUUUCCCGAAGCAGCAACCAAUGAGGAAGUUUUCUGUUAUACCACACGUGACCUAAUCGACAUCCUAAUGGACGGAUGCAACUGUUCAGUAUUCGCAUACGGCGCAACAGGCGCUGGAAAAACAUACACCAUGCUAGGAAAACCAGACUCACCCGGAAUAACUGUAUUAACCAUCGGAGAAUUGUUCAUGCGCAAAGAAGAACUCUCCGAAACACGCGAUUUCGAACUGUUCGUAACCUAUCUUGAAGUAUACAACGAAGACGUACGUGAUUUAUUAAAACACAGCGAUAAACCACUCCAACUCCGUGAAGACGCACAAAUCGGCGUGCGGGUAGCCGGAUUAACACACAAAAAGAUAAACAACGCGGAUGAAUUGUUUCAUUUGCUCGAUGAAGGCAACAAAAACCGCACACAACACCCAACUGAUUCAAACGCGGAGAGUAGUAGAUCACAUGCAGUAUUCCAGGUGUAUUUAAAAAUGACUGUGAGGACCACAGGUCAAGCAAUCAUGGCGAAAUUAAGUAUGAUUGAUUUAGCAGGGAGUGAAAGAGGUGCAGCGACUGGAUGUAAAGGUCCCCGGUUUAAAGAGGGCGCUAGUAUCAACAAAAGUUUACUUGCGUUGGGUAAUUGUAUUAAUAGUCUUGCAGACGGGCAGAAACACGUCCCAUACCGAGAUUCUAAACUGACUAGAAUCUUAAAAGAUAGUUUAGGUGGCAAUUGUCAUACGGUGAUGAUUGCGAAUGUGUCGCCAUCUUCGAUGACGUUUGAGGACACAUACAACACGUUGAAGUAUGCAACCCGCGCGAAGAAGAUCAAGGCGAAUGUUAAGAAGAAUAUCGUCGCUGUGGGCAAAUCAUCUGCUGAAUACAUCAAGGUUAUUGAAGGUCUCAAUGAAGAGAUUCGUCUGCUUAAAGAGGAAAAUUCGAGGUUAAAAGAAAGUCAAACUUUGGUUAUCACCACGCAGAGUUCGGAGGAAAUUACAACUACGACUUGUGAAGAGUUACCGACGAAUGAAUUGAUGGUUUGUAACUCGGCUGUGACCGAAAUAGAAUCAGAAAUACCUUCGGAAGAUUUAUCAGCGGAGAUUGCUAAUGUUAAGAAGUUGUUUAGGUCUUAUUCGCAGCUUGAAAAUGUUUUGCAUUCGUUUGUUGUGAAGCAACAACUGCAUGAGAAGCGUCUCCAGUUGAAAGAUGAGGAAAAAACGCGUCUGAAUGGGUUAUUAUCCACUUCACAGGAUAAAGAACAUAAUAUUCGGUUGAUGGAGACUAUGAAUCGUCUGCGCAGGCGCUCUGUACCAUACGAGAAUGAAAUAAAACAAUUACAAGUCAAGAUUGCGCAAAUAAAAGAACAAAUUAAGACAAAACUGCAAGAAAAUUCGAAGUUAAAACCAAUAAUUGAUGUGGAACAGAUUCAAGUUGAUGCUAUACGCGCAAAUAAUGAUAAACACACAUUCGAAGCGCUGGUCAGUAUGCAAGCGUUUGAGUUACAAAAACGUGGCGAGUUUAUGGAGCAAUCUUCGCAUUUACUGCAAACCUGGCAUGUUUUACUCACGAAACGUGGUUUGGUCACCAAGGAAAUGCAAGAUGUGUUUGAUAAGUUGCAUACGAUGAAUGCGUCAGAGUUACAAGAUGGCGGCGAUUCGGGUUUGAGCACUGCAUCCGGGACAACGAGUAAUUCAGCGCUUACUGUCACCACACUGGUGGAUCCAUCGCGAACGAUAAAACGCACCGGCAAGCGUAAACUUGAAGGUUCGGAGGGUGGUGAUUCUAAUACGGACAUGGAUUCGACUUUUGCGACAUCACACAAUUCACUCUUCAAAGAAUUGCAACCGACGCCUUCGAAGCGUAUGGCGAAGGGUGUACCGGCGCGACAAUCGCCGCGCAUCCGCAAACAGAAAGAAAACAAAGCCACGGAACUAUUGCGAAGGAUUCGACGGCCGGGCGUGAAUGUGGAGAUAUCUAGGCAUGCGCACAAGGCGCUGCCGGUGCAAACUGGGGCGAAACCGCCAUUUAGGUGAAGUGUCACCUUGCGGUAAUUUCUUUAUGGUUUUUAUCUUUCACUUUUAUCCGAGUGGUGGGGUUCUGAUAAGUUUAUGUAUGUAUAUUUUUAUAUUUUUAUAUCGACGAUGCUCUCCAUACUCUACGAGAGCUUUAAAUAGCUAGUAGGGACUUUUUGAAUUCUCUUAGUAAAAAAAAUUAAUUU